GUGAGCGCGCCUUCCACCCUAAGCAGGGAUUCGCAUUUCGGUCGAUCGGUUUAGGACCAUAGCGCUGAUCCGAUCAUCGAUCCCUUCGCGCGAGUGAUUUGGUUCGAAAUCGGCUGAUCUCGCGGUUUCGCCGCGAUCCACAGUGACAAGUGUAUCCGCGAGACCGAUUCUUUCCGGCACAGCGGAGGUGGACGACCUUCAUGCGGUGCUAUACGCGUCCCAGAAGGAACUUGGCACGAAUUCGCCACCGUGGGCUACUGACCCGAAGUGUGAUUUGGUAACGGGAUUAUGCGACUGUAACACUUUCUCUCAAGAAAAUAAAUUAUAUAUUUUUCACCAAUAAAUAGAUAGCAUAACGCGUAGAUAAGUAAUUUCUCUCUGGCAAUCGAUCAUUUCCGUCUGUACCUGAAAUCUCACCGGAUCGAUUAAUAAAUCCGCCGAUCGAUCCGAGUGAUUAGAGAAUGCAAAUGCUUCCGGAUUUUCCGCCUGAACACUCUUAUUCUUCUUGCGCGACUAUAAUUAUCAAGAGCGGAGCAGCGUGAAGCUCGCGGAGGAUGACGGAUGCGUAAUGAGGAGAGUGGGCGGUAGUCCCAAUAUAUCAGAGUGCAACGUAAAAUGUUUCCGUGUGCGAGAUACGGCGGCGAUAGCCCGUAACAUCACCCCAUAACGAACGCUCGAUGUUGUCGCGCGAUACAACGAUACGAAGUGUCACCUAACUUAUCGAUUCUUCCGUCCCACGUUCUCGAAAACAUCAUUACGUCAUUGUUGUCGAGCGAUGACGGAGGAGCCAGCGGUGGAUCAUUUGCGCGCGUGAGGCUUAGUGGUGUAUGAAGUGAACGCCAAUAGACUGUGCAAGAAUGUACAAUUACCCGAUCGAGUAACCCCGUUAAACGACGCUGAAGUUUGCGUACAUAAAUAACGCGCGUAAUGUAUAUCGCGCCCUUAAGAAGCCGCGCGACUUACCUGUAAUCCUCAGUUUUACGUCGAGAGUCUACCGGCUAAUAGUACCUUGCGUGCUCCGUGAACUGCACUUAAGCCUCUUCGUUUCAAAGCGCAGGUCGAGCCCCCGUCUUGCCUCGCUCGUUACCGUUAAAAGUGUAUAUCGGACGUUUUAUAUCGGCGGCGUGACCGCCGUGUGUGUGAAAAUCGGCCGUUGCGGAGAGGACUCGGGCGCCGGGUCGAAUCGAUGCGACGGACUCUCUCGUCCUUCGCGUCUAACAACGAGAUGCGUACAUUAGAGCCGAGAUUCCGGACGACCUGACGGAUCUCCGAGGAUUUGUCUCAUUGAAAGGUAUCAGCCGCGUUGGCUUUCGACUUAAGCACGGGAUUUAAGGAGGACGGUAUCUGCACGGGCAGGCGGGGGGACGGGUGGAAGAGCAAGGAUUCAUUCCGCUUACAAUGGAGAGGAUGCUUUUGCUGAUGAGCUUGCUGGCCCGGUUCGUCGUGGCGGAAGUUUUGCUCGGCGACAUCGACGAGCCACUGCCUAUAUUAGAUGUUAGCGCAGUGGCCGGUUUCAAAGCUCAGAUACCUUGCGACAUCGAUCCGCCGACUCAGGACGAGACGGUCAUCAUGGUAUUUUGGUACAAAGACGAAAAGGAUGGCGAGCCGAUAUACAGCGUAGACGCUCGAGGAAGGCAAAUGGCUAAGGCGAAGCUUUGGUCGGAUCCGUAUGUGUUUGGUGAAAGGGCGGUUAUGAGGAUGAACGUAAAGCCCGCCGAGCUGGAGAUAGAUCCUUUGGAGUCGACAGACGGUGGGAUAUACAGAUGCAGAGUGGAUUUUAAGAACAGUCCAACGAAGAAUCAGAAAAUGAAACUGAUAGUCAUAGUGCCGCCGAAAAAACCGGUGAUAUAUACCGGCGCCAACAGGAGCCUGGCCAAAAUACUGCAACCGUUUAACGAGGGGAGCAAGAUGUCCCUAUUGUGCGAGGUGAUUGGAGGGUCGCCUCCGCCAAAGGUCAUGUGGUAUUUCGAGGGCAAAAUCCUAGACGACACGUAUACGCAGGAGCACGACGAUAUAACGAUAAAUCGGCUGGAUAUCUCUGAGGUCACCAGGGACUUCCUGAGGGCGAGGCUAAUUUGCAAGGCGAACAAUACUCAGCUUAUGACACCCCUGACCUCUGAGAUCAUCUUGGACGUGAACCUGAAGCCUCUGGGAGUCAACAUUACGAGUAAGCGAUCGCAUUUAUCGGCGUUAAGAACUUACGAGAUCGAGUGUAUCAGCUCGGGUUCCAGGCCAGAGGCGGUGAUCACUUGGUGGAAAGGAACUCAUCAAGUCAAGCACAUGGCUAGAAAUUUCGCAGACAGUUCGAACGUCACGAGAAGCGUGCUGAGCUACGUGCCGACCAUCGAGGACGAUGGGAAAUUUCUAACAUGCAGAGCGGAAAAUCCCGUGGUGCCUAACAGUGCCUUGGAGGACAGAUGGCACUUGCAGGUGUACUACGCACCGGUGGUGAGCAUUAAGCUGGGUUCCAAUUUGAAGGCGAACGAUAUAAACGAGGGCGACGACGUUUACUUUGAGUGCGACGUACACGCGAAUCCAGAGUCCUACAAGCGACUUUGGUUUAAAGACGGUAAGGAGUUGCAUCAGAAUGCGACCGCGGGGAUUAUUCUACCCGGCGAGCACUCAUUAGUAUUGCAGAGUGUAACGAAAGCCUCUGCCGGGGAAUAUUCCUGCAUGGCAGUCAACACUGAAGGAAGAUCCACCAGCAGACCCGUGACUCUUGAAGUAAUGUACGCACCGAUCUGCAAGGACGGCUCUUCCACCCAAGUGGUUGGCGCCCUGAAGCACGAAACGAUCUCGCUGGUCUGCGGCGUGCAGUCAAAACCGCCGCCCACAACUUUCUACUGGAGCUUCAACAACUCUGGCGAGCUGAUGAGCGUGCCGGCCACCAGAUUCGCGCAGGUCAAGCCGCUCAGCCUGAUCACGAGCCACUGGCACGGCUCCAGACUGAAUUAUACGCCGGAGAACGACAUGGACUACGGCACCGUCGCCUGCUGGGCGAGAAAUCGGAUAGGGAAGCAGAGGACGCCCUGUCUCUUUCAGAUUAUCGUCGCCGGGAAGCCUUACCCCUUGCAAAACUGUACGGCCUUACAGUCAACUGGACCCUAUGCGUAUCGAAUGGGUCACGAAGACUUUAAAGCGACGGACGCGAGGGACGCGGACUGGCUGAUCGUCAGGUGCUCCGAGGGAUUCGACGGUGGUUUGCCCUUGACUAAUUACGAGCUGGAGGUCUACAGUGAGGAGAACGUUUAUCAUGUCAAUACCAUCUACCUGAAUCACACCGACCGAUCCGGCUUAUCCGGUCCAGUUUUCGAAGUUCCCGGCUUGGAGCCCGGACGGAAUUACAGGCUGCAUCUUUACGCGGUUAACGCCAAGGGUCGCAGCGAUCCCGUCGUCUUGGAACCGGUCACGCUCAAAGGAGUGGCGAUGUACACCACUGGUCGCGGGAUCUCGGACGAGACGACCGAUUACAGCCUCCUGGUGGCGUGCUUCGCCGGCGGUGUAACCGCCAUUUGUAUUCUGAUCGUCGGGAUAACGCUGACCCUGUACCGUCGCAAUCAUCCGACGAAUCGGGGGACGAAGACGCAGACGGCGACGGAGCAGCCAGCGCAUUACGAGAGCAAGGAGGAUCGCUUGGCGGUGCCGCCGGUGACGGGCGAGGCACAUCGGGACGAAUUCAAGGAGCAGAUAAACGCGGAACUGCCGGACGACGAUCCGGACGUAAUACCAAGCAAGGCCGUCGAGAGACGGCCGGACAUCUUCGAGCCAGGCUACGUGUCCGGCAGGCCGUCCGAGCGGGCGAAGGACUUCAGGUGCCUCGAGGAUCUCGAUUAUCCGUCGCCCGCGUCGGUGCUACACGCCAAGGACUCCUGGAUCUAUCCAAACGGCUACGUGGAGAAGGGCGAGAAGAGUCUGAGCCCGUUACGGCCCAGCACGCUGCCGGUGCAUCGCAAUCAUGAUAUCUAUACGAGGAGUCUGCGUGUACAGGAGAGUUGUAUAUAAACAGGGGGGGUGCGGAGAACGCGUGGUUAACCCUUUCCGAUAACACUCGCCAAACCGUCGUACGCGAUUAACGACGCUUGUAAAUAGACAAUAACUAUCGUUA
Messenger RNA from Linepithema humile (Argentine ant), 4105 nucleotides. Its product is annotated as neural cell adhesion molecule 2-like. NCBI's taxonomy places the organism in Eukaryota, Metazoa, Arthropoda, Insecta, Hymenoptera, Formicidae. The record is from RefSeq and is a predicted model, not a curated record. Gene Ontology annotation, molecular function: protein binding.